Messenger RNA from Knipowitschia caucasica, 1749 nucleotides. NCBI's taxonomy places the organism in Eukaryota, Metazoa, Chordata, Actinopteri, Gobiiformes, Gobiidae. The record is from the annotation of a GenBank genome assembly.
AUGACACAGCCCAUGAGGGCCGACCAAGCGCACCAGUCCAUCUCGACCCGCAAGUCGUCCAGCCUCUCCUCUCCAAGUGCGGCGCGCCGCCUUUACCGCAACCUCUCCGGAAAGUUCCGCGUGGGCACCAACCCCCCCUCCCUGGAGGACAGUGUAGUGUCAGGACGCAGCGGAGACAAGGAGCGGCUGCGCAAAACCACCAUCUUCCAGAGUAAUGAAGCCCUGUUCGAGGCAGUGGAGCAUCAAGAGCUAGACCUGGUGCAGCUGCUUCUGUCCCAGUAUAGUCUGGAGGAGCUGGACCUCAACACCCCCAACAGUGAAGGCCUGCUUCCCCUGGACAUCGCCAUCAUGACCAACAACGUCCCGAUGGCCAAGCUGCUGCUGCGAGCCGGGGCCAAGGAGAGUCCUCACUUCGUCAGUCUGGAGGGCCGUGCUGUCCACCUGGCCACCCUGGUGCAGGAGGCGGAGCAGAGGGUGUCCGAGCUCCAUGCGCAGGUGAACAGCGAGGGCCCCAGCGAGCACGACGUGUCCGACCGGGAGAGGCAGCUCAAGGCCUGGGAGUGGCGGCUGCGGCUCUUACGGCGCAUGCAGAGCGGCUUCGAACACGCCAGUCCCCCAGAUGCCCCCAGUGUGGUCCGCCUCUCGGUCAGCAGCAGCACCAGUCUCAGGGUGGACUUCCAGGAGCCUGUCUGUGUAAACUCUGCAGUGGUGACAAAGUAUAAAGUGAGCUGGAGCAGCUCGCCGCCGUACACCGCCGUGACCCCCCUGGGAGAGAUGGUGGUGGAAGACACCACCCAGCUGCACUGCACCAUCCCAGGACUCACCAGUGGCACGUAUUACUAUGUCCAAGUGUCGGCGUUCAAUAUGAAAGGCUGGGGUCCCCCGCAAGUCUCCACUCCAGCUUGUGCUGCUCCUUCCAGUUGGAGGGACGUCGGUGGUUGUCCUUCUCGGGUUAAAAGGAAGGAGACACUGGACCAACUCCUGGAACAGAUCAAAGAAGCUCAUCGCCACUGCAUUUGCCACGAGCAGUGCAAGGCUCCGCAGCAGGGAAGGAAGCACUCAGUCUCCAAAAGCCUCAGACACCUCUUCCAGUCCAACACCAAGUUUUUCAAAAGUUUAAAAAGAGGGCUCUACGUCACCACAAUUAUGUACAGAGACGACAACAUUCUGGUGACGCCGGAGGAUCAGAUCCCUGUGGUGGAGGUGGAGGACUCCUACUCCAACUCUCUCAUGCAGGACUUCUUAUGGUUCACCAAGGUGUCGUACCUGUGGGAGGAGAUCCCGUGGCUGCAGCAGUGUCUCAGCCCCACACAGACCUCCUGCUCCUGCACACUGCAGACACGGCUGAAGAUGCUGCAGGCGGUGGCUCAUCUGCAGGUGCCUCAUCCACCCUCACAACACCACCUCAUCCACCCUCACAACACAUCAUCCACCCCCGCAACACCACCUCAUCCACCCUCACACCACAUCAUCCACCCUCACAACACAUCAUCCACCCCCGCAACACCACCUCAUCCACCCUCACAACACAUCAUCCACCCUCACACCACAUCAUCCACCCUCACAACACAUCAUCCACCCUCACAACACAUCAUCCACCCUCACAACACAUCAUCCACCCUCACACCACAUCAUCCACCCUCACAACACAUCAUCCACCCUCACACCACAUCAUCCACCCUCACACCACCUCACCCUCACAACACCACCUCAUCCACCCUCACAACACCACCUCAUCCACCCUCAUAA